Pyrus x bretschneideri (Chinese white pear) is the source of this 1026-nucleotide messenger RNA. Its product is annotated as F-box/LRR-repeat protein At4g14103-like. The record is from RefSeq and is a predicted model, not a curated record. NCBI's taxonomy places the organism in Eukaryota, Viridiplantae, Streptophyta, Magnoliopsida, Rosales, Rosaceae. Gene Ontology annotation, molecular function: protein binding. Bases 1 to 1026 code for a protein of 341 amino acids. The transcript has a single exon.
AUGGGUUCGAAAUCAAAGUUAAAGUAUGCCAAUGCAUGCAACAAAGAUAGAAUCAGUGCAUUACCAGAUGAAAUUAUCUGCGGCAUUCUUUCCAGCCUGUCAACUAAAGAAGCUGCAAGGACCAGUAUUAUAUCACCGAGAUGGAGGAAUGUGUGGGCUCAUGUUCCCACUCUAGACCUUUGUGAUAAGCAUUAUCAAAGAGAAUUUAACCCAGUUGGUUUUUCUGAGUUUGUCGAUCGUGCACUCUGCAUUCAUAGCCCGUUCAACAAUCAUGAAUUCCGUCUCUCUAGUGCUUUUGCAGAGUUUGUAGAUCGUGCACUCUCCAUUCGUGGCUCGUCCAAAAUUCACAGACUCCGUCUUUGUUGCUCUGGGGUGAAGAAUUAUCCUCUUAUUGAUGCUUGGAUAAGGACUGCCAUUAGGCUUAAUGUUGUUGAACUCGAACUUGUUCUGUAUUCUUUUGGCCGCCCUUUUGAGUUGGCUAGAAAUCUUUUCACGUGUAAAACGCUGGUCGUUUUGAAGCUUUUGCUGGAAUCAAAUAUUACCUUCACUCCUACAUCAGAUUGUUUCCCAAGUCUUAAGUUCUUCCAUGCUAAAGUCUAUGAUCCUGAUGCUGACUCAAUGGAGAAGCUCUUUACUUCUUGCCCUGCACUUGAAGAAUUGAUCAUAGGAGGAGAUAUUAUAGCUAGUAAAGUUUUGAAUUUUAAUAUAGAGGCACCUGAACUAAACAGACUGAAAAUAUUCUUGGCGGAAGACGACUUUUGGGAAGGAUCCGAAUCAAAUAUCUUUUUCAAUGUUAAUGCUCCAAAUCUUGAAAAGUUUGAUCUCGAGGCUGAUUUUGUAGCAAACUAUAUUUUGAAUGCAAAUUCACUCAGCGAAGCCAAGAUUGAUCUCGAAUAUGUGCACACGUCUGGGUACAUUGACUAUGAACUUGGUUGUGUUGAUCGUCUGGAAAGGCUUUUUGCAGGACUUCUCAAUGUGAAAUAUCUGUCACUUUCAGCUCCACUUUUCGGGGUAAGUUUUCUGUAA